Molecule: messenger RNA, 2982 nt
Organism: Lichtheimia ornata
Lineage: Eukaryota; Fungi; Mucoromycota; Mucoromycetes; Mucorales; Lichtheimiaceae
Exons: 14
Coding region: 1-2982 (993 amino acids)
Biological process (GO): protein deubiquitination
Molecular function (GO): cysteine-type deubiquitinase activity
Source: RefSeq, a predicted model, not a curated record
AUGAGCAACGGCAAUGGAGCUAUACCACGACGCAACAUUCCUGCCCUGAGUUUGGCUGAUCUUCAUGAGAAAGCUAAAGUCGACCCAUCCGAGACAACCAAGUACACCCCCAAGCAAUGGCUCAACGUGAUUGGCAAACUAUAUGACGAGGGUGAUAGAGCAUGGAAUAUUGGUGAUUUGAAUAAUGCAUAUUAUCACUAUCUGAAAGGGUGCAAUGUCAUGGUCGAAAUAUUGAAUCUACAUCCAUCAAGUAACGAUGUCAAGAAAACGUCUAUCUAUAUCGAGCUUAAGAAGCGUACAAGUGAUGAGAUUCUCUACAAUCUGGAAAAGAUCAAAAUGCGAUUGGAGCAACAGCAACAACAACAACAACCAGUUGAGAAUGGUGAUGAUUUGGUUGGGAGAGCACUUGAAAAGUUUCCAGCAGUGAGUGAAUUGGAGUUGUCAACUACCGGAGGAAGUUCAAAACACGAGGUGUCGUUGGAUGACAUGUUACCUUCAGUACCUACCCAUGCGCCAACAAAAGCAGGCCCACAACGCCAUAUGAAGAUGCCUGAACCAACCCCUACUGCGCCCAAUACAACAAUGAAUUCAACCCCACAACCAAAACCACCACCACCUCCUAUGCAUAUGCCAGUUCCUCAGCCAUCCCAACAAUCCAAACUCCCGCCAACAUCUUCGUCGUCCUCCUCCCCAUCAUCAUCAGGCCUUACUCUUCCUGGUCGUACCAACCACAACUUUCCUCAAAUUAUGGCUGUUGAGCCGCGUGAUUUGGCCAAAUGGAUCAGAGUGCAAAAGAAUCCACCAAGCGUACUUUUAUUGGACGUCAGGCCUUUAUCCAUGUAUCAAGAAGGUUGCAUUCGUCAUCCAUACAUUUGUCAGAUAGAGCCAAUGGUCUUGCGACGUGGUGUGACAUCUGAAAAGAUCCAAGCAUCCCUUGUGUUGAGUGACGAUUCGCAUCAAGAAGUGUUUUCCAGAAGAAACGAAUUUGAUCUUGUUGUCUACUAUGAUCAAGAUUCAAAGCAACCUGCCACAGCCAGUGAACCUUUGAGGAAUCUUCGAUCAGCCAUCUAUGAAAGCGAAUUCAACAAGAGCCUUCCGCGCGUUCCCAUGAUGUUGGCAGGUGGCUUUAUUGCAUGGCAACAAGCAAUAGGAGAACAUGGCGUCUACAGGACCAUCAAACCACGUUCAACAUCCGCUGACAAAGAGAAUGAGAAUCCAAAAAAGGAACGAUCCCAUCGACAUCAUUGGUUGCAUUCAGUGGUGGGAAGGAGUAGCGCUCGAAAGGAACCGGUUCAAGUGCAUUACACUGCAUUUGAUUAUUUCACCAAUAAGCAACGUGAUCGACCUUUACAAUCCAUGGAUCAGCAACAUAAACCUGCUGUACAAGGCAUCUUUGGAAAUUGGCUUGAUUCAUCAUCCUCACGUCCUGACAACAAUGCUUUGCCACUCACGAUGCCAAUCGCCCCACCCGAUCUUAGACCUUCUGAAGAAGCACCACGUACCCCAACAGAAGAAUCCAUCUCAGCAAAAUAUCCUGACAUUCGUCCUAAUACCUCAUCUGCAGCUGCAGCAGCUAACAACAACACCGGUCUCCAAAGACGCAACACAUUUAUUGAUAACCCAUUCCAUGGAUUCACUGAGACAAAGAACGAUUUGUAUGAUGUGCCUCCCAUUCCUCCAAAGCCAAGACGUCCUUUACCACCUCCACCUCCACCACCAGCAUCACGAACACCACCCGCCCAUGCAUCACAGGAACCCAAAAUUGUACGUCCAUCUUCGGCGGGUGCUAUUGCAACAGCUCCUACGCCACCUGCUAUCCCAUCAAAACCAUCUGCUUUGGUGCCUAUACAACAUCCUGUUGCUGAAAGUCGAUUUGCCCCUGUAUCCGAUAGCUCAUUCUCCCAACUUGGCUCCGUGAUGAUUGGCACUACGGGUUUGAAGAAUCUUGGCAACACCUGCUACAUGAAUUCAAUUGUGCAGUGUCUUAGUGGAACCAUCCCAUUGGCACGUUAUCUCAUUUCUGGAACCUAUAAGCGGGAUCUCAACAAGAAUAAUCCUUUGGGCACAGGAGGUGUUUUAGUACAAUGCUUUUCGGAUCUGCUACGUGUCAUGUGGAGUGGAAGUUACAGUUUUAUUUCUCCUGUCACAUUCAGGGAAGCGCUUGGUCCAUUUGCACCUCAAUUUUCAGGAACGGAUCAGCAAGAUUCUCAAGAAUUCCUUGUCUUUUUAUUGGAUGGUUUGCAUGAAGAUGUCAACCUUGUACAACGUCGUCCUUCGCCUCGACCAGAAGAUCCUGAAGAAGAAGCACGAUUUGAGCGUUUACCUGAUUGGCAGGCGAGUGCCAUUGCUUGGGAUAGAUAUUUGGAAAGGAACAAGAGCAUCAUUGUUAGUCUCUUCCAAGGGCAAUACCGAAGUCGUCUCACAUGUCUAACAUGCAAACAAACAUCAACAACAUACAACACAUUCAUGUCGUUAUCCCUACCGAUACCCAAGGGUAACUCGACCGUAUCGCUUUAUCAUUGCUUGGAUGCAUUUGUGAAGGAGGAAAUCUUAGAAAAUGAUGAUGCAUGGCAUUGCCCACGAUGCAAGACUUUCCGACGAUCCAGCAAACGUUUGACACUGUCAAGAUUGCCAGUCGUAUUACUUGUCCACCUUAAGCGAUUUUCAUUCGAUGGACCUUUUAGAAACAAACUUGAGACUUUGGUGAAUUACCCAACAAGGGAUUUGGAUCUUUCUCCCUAUGUUCCAAGCACCAUGAAUCCUCCCGAUAUGAAAGAGCGUCCGAUCCAUCGCUAUGAUCUAUAUGGUGUAUCAAAUCAUUACGGAUCUUUGACUGGUGGCCACUACACGGCAUGUGUACGAAACGGAUACCGGCAAGAGUGGCAUUACUUUGAUGAUACCCGCUUCUCAGUGUGUGAUGAAGGAAAAGCUGUUAGUCGAGCAGCAUACAAUCUCUUUUAUGUUCGAUCCACUGUAAAAUGA